AUGAAGGUAAUUUUUCUUGGACCUCCAGGCUGCGGGAAGGGGACGCAGAGCCCCUUUGUCGCCAAGCGUUACGACAUUUGCCAUCUUUCAACAGGUGACAUGUUGCGUGAGGCCGUGGAAAAAAAGACAGAGUACGGAUUAAAGGCCAAAUCUGUCAUGGAUGUCGGUGGUCUCGUCUCGGACGAUAUCGUCUUCGGCAUAGUAAAAGAGAGCAUUAAGCAACCUCGCUGCAAAAACGGUUACCUCCUCGAUGGCUACCCCCGUACGUUGCGGCAGGCGGAGAUGAUGGAAGAGGCGGGUGAAAAGGUAAACAAAGUUAUUCAUUUUGAUGCCCCUGAUGACGUCAUAAUUUCGCGCGUUAGUGGUCGCUGGCUUCAUCGCGCCAGUGGCCGCAUAUACCAUGAGGUGUUUUGCCCCCCAAAGGUGCGCGGUUUGGAUGACGUAACCUCUGAACCACUCAUACAGCGUCCUGACGACCGCAAGGAGGUGGUUGAGAAGCGGCUCGUUGGGUACCACCGCCAGACCAAACCACUGAUUGAUUAUUAUCGAGCCAGAGGUGUUCUUGCAACCCUGGACGCGACACAGUCUGUAAACGUUGUGCGUGAAUCUCUCAGACGCGUACUUGACCCUGUUGCACGACUGAUCGGUGCAAAGAUACAUGGGAAUUAA
Trypanosoma brucei brucei TREU927 is the source of this 669-nucleotide messenger RNA. Its product is annotated as adenylate kinase, putative. Gene Ontology annotation, molecular function: ATP binding; AMP kinase activity. Gene Ontology annotation, biological process: nucleobase-containing compound metabolic process. Lineage: Eukaryota; Euglenozoa; Kinetoplastea; Trypanosomatida; Trypanosomatidae. The transcript has a single exon. Bases 1 to 669 code for a protein of 222 amino acids. Gene Ontology annotation, cellular component: cytoplasm; mitochondrion. The record is from RefSeq and is a predicted model, not a curated record.